This is a messenger RNA of Engraulis encrasicolus (European anchovy), 6191 nucleotides long. RefSeq names its product protein tyrosine phosphatase receptor type K (gene ptprk). Gene Ontology annotation, cellular component: membrane. Gene Ontology annotation, biological process: protein dephosphorylation. Gene Ontology annotation, molecular function: protein tyrosine phosphatase activity; protein binding. The transcript is spliced from 33 exons. Lineage: Eukaryota; Metazoa; Chordata; Actinopteri; Clupeiformes; Engraulidae. The record is from RefSeq and is a predicted model, not a curated record. Bases 106 to 4503 code for a protein of 1465 amino acids.
GCAACAAAGUAGCGCAGGGAAGCGGUGAGAAUGGAGCGCAUGAAUCUCCUGGAAUAACAACCUCUCCUAACUAUUUUGAAACUUCGAGAACUGAAGAAAACAAUCAUGGAUACAAGCAUUCGGGGGUUCUUGCUGCUGUAUUCACUCGUUACAAGCGUUGGAGCCCAAUUCCCAGCCGGUGGUUGCACCUUCGAUGACGGUCCAGCCCAGUGCGAGUACUCACAGGACCCGUAUGACGACUUCGACUGGACACACGUCAGCGCCCAGGAGAUCCCCUACCUGUCCCCAGAGCUGCCCCAAGGCUCCUACAUGAUGGUGGACUCCUCGAUGCACGACGCCGGGGAGAAGGCUCGUCUGCAGCUGCCGGUCAUGAAGGAGAACGACACGCACUGCAUCGACUUCAACUAUCUGCUGUAUGCGCACGACGCCUCCUCCGGCCCCGGCACGCUCAACGUCCUGGUCAAGGUCAACAAGGGCCCGCUGGCCAACCCCAUCUGGAACGUCACCAGCCACACCGGCAAGGAGUGGCAACGCGCCGAGCUCGCCAUCAGCACCUUCUGGCCCAACGAGUACCAGGUCAUAUUCGAGGCGGAGGUCUCGGAUGGCAAGAGAGGCUUCAUAGCGAUUGAUGACAUCCAGGUUUUGAGCUAUCCAUGUGACCGCUCGCCUCACUUCCUGCGGCUGGGUGACGUGGAGGUGAACGCGGGACAGAACGCCACCUUCCAGUGCAUCGCCACCGUCAGGGAUGUCAAGAACAAACUCUGGCUGCAGAGGAGGAACGGCGAUGACAUCCCCGUGACUGAGACCAAGACCAUCAGCAACCGCCGGUUCGCGGCGUCCUUCAAGCUGAAGGAGGUGACCAACCAGGACCAAGAUCUCUACCGCUGCGUCACCCAAUCAGAACAGGGCUCUGGAGUGUCCAACUUCGCUGGGCUGAUAGUCAGAGAGCCCCCGCGGCCCAUCGCGCCCCCCCAGCUGCUGGGCGUGGGCCCCACCUACCUGCUGAUCCAGCUGAACGCCAACUCCAUCUUCGGCGACGGGCCCAUCAUCCUGAAGGAGGUGGAGUACCGCAUGACGUCGGGCACCUGGACCGAGACGCACGCCGUCAACUCGCCCAACUACAAGCUGUGGCACCUGGACCCGGACACCGAGUACGAGAUCCGCGUGCUGCUGACCCGGCCCGGCGAGGGCGGCACCGGCAAGCCCGGCCCAGCGCUCGUCACCAGGACCAAGUGCGCCGAGCCCAUGCGCACGCCCAAGAGCCUGAAGAUCGCGGAGAUCUCGUCGCGCUUCAUCGCGGUGGACUGGGAGUCGCUGGGCUACAACAUCACGCGCUGCCACACCUUCAACGUCACCAUCUGCUACCACUACCACUACCAGGCCGCUCCCGGCAACGCCAGCCGCGCCGACUGCCUGGACAUGGACCCCAAGGCGCCGCGCCACGUGGUGGCCAACCUGCCGCCCAACACCAACGUCAGCCUCAAGAUGAUCCUCACCAACCCCGAGGGGCGCAAGGAGAGCGACGAGACCGUCAUUCAGACAGAGGAGGACGUGCCGGGCGCGGUGCCCAGCCCCUCCGUGAAGGCCAAGGCGUUUGAGGAUCGUAUCUUCCUCUACUGGAAGGAGCCGCUGGAGCCAAACGGCAUCAUCACUCAGUAUGAGAUCAGCUGCGGCAGCGUGCGGUCGUUCGACACGUCGGUCCUGCUCCGCCCUCCACUGAUCGUCUCUCUGCCCUGGAACACCACCCACCACGUCUUCUCGCAGCUGCACCCCGGCACCACCUACCAGUUCACCGUCCGCGCCAGCACGGCCAAGGGCUUUGGGCCCCCCACCACCCUCAACGUCACCACCAACAUCUCAGCCCCCACCCUGCAGGAGUACGAGGUCAACGAGGCCUGCAUGAACGAGACGGCCACCACCAUCACCGUCCUCCUGAAGCCGGCGCAGGCCAAGGGAGCGCCCAUCAGUGCGUAUCAGAUCGUGGUUGAGGAGAUGAACCCCCACCGGUCGCGGCGCGAGGCCAACCCCAGCGACUGCUACCAGGUGCCCGUGUCCUACCAGAGCGCCUCCAGUGGCGGCCUGCCGUACUACUUCGCCGCCGAGCUCCCGCCCACCAAGCUGCUGGAGCCAAUGGGCUUCACCGUGGGCGACAACAAGACCUAUCGCGGCUUCUGGAACCCUCCGCUGGCGCCGCGCAAGAACUACCACAUCUACUUCCAGGCCGUGAGCAGUGUGGACAAGGAAACCAAAACUCAGUGUCUGCGACUGGCAACCAAAGCGGCGACGGAGGAGCCGGAGGUGAUCCCGGACCCGGCGCAGCAGACGGACCGCGUGGUGAAGAUCGCCGGCAUCAGCGCCGCCGUGCUCGUCUUCAUCCUCCUGGUGCUGGUGGCCAUCUUGCUCGUCAAGAAGAGGAGGAGCUACUAUUCUUACUCAUACUACCUGAAACUUGCAAAGAAGCGCAAGGACGCCACGGGCAGCACGCGUCAGGAGAUGACGCACAUGGUGAACGCCAUGGACCGAAGCUACGCUGACCAGAGCACGCUACACGCUGAGGACCCCAUGUCCGUCACCUUCAUGGACUCGCACAACUUCAGCAGCAACCGCUUGCCCAAUGACCCUCUCGUACCGACGGCUGUGCUAGUGCCCAUAACCGACGAGAACCACACGGCGGCGGCGGCUGCGGCGGCCGCGGCGGAGUCUAGCCGCCUGCUGGACGUGCCGCGCUACCACUGCGAGGGCACGGAGUCGCCCUACCAGACGGGCCAGCUGCAUCCGGCCAUCCGCGUGGCCGACCUGCUGCAGCACAUCAACCUGAUGAAGACGUCCGACAGCUACGGCUUCAAGGAGGAGUACGAGAGCUUUUUCGAGGGACAGUCGGCCUCCUGGGAUGUGGCUAAAAAGGAGACCAACAGAACCAAGAAUCGCUAUGGGAACAUCAUUGCCUACGAUCAUUCUAGAGUCAUACUGCAGCCAAUGGAAGACGACCCUUCCUCUGACUACAUAAACGCCAACUACAUUGACGGCUAUCAAAGACCCAGCCACUACAUUGCCACCCAAGGCCCAGUGCAUGAGACUGUGUACGACUUCUGGCGAAUGAUCUGGCAGGAACAGUCGGCCUGCAUCGUCAUGGUAACCAACCUGGUGGAAGUCGGACGGGUGAAAUGUUAUAAGUAUUGGCCAGACGACGCGGAGGUGUACGGGGAUUUCAAAGUGACGUUCGUGGAGGUGGAGCCGCUCGCCGAGUACGUGGUCCGGACCUUCACUCUGGAGAGGAGGGGCUUCAACGAGGUGCGUGAGGUGAAGCAGUUCCACUUCACCGGCUGGCCGGACCACGGGGUGCCGUACCACGCCACCGGGCUCCUCUCCUUCAUACGCCGCAUCAAGAUGUCCAACCCACCCACCGCCGGGCCCAUCGUGGUGCACUGCAGUGCUGGGGCGGGCAGGACGGGCUGCUAUAUCGUGAUUGACAUCAUGUUGGACAUGGCGGAGCGGGAGGGCGUGGUGGACAUCUACAACUGUGUCAAGGCACUGCGCUCACGUCGCAUCAACAUGGUCCAGACAGAGGAGCAGUACAUCUUCAUCCACGACGCCAUCUUGGAGGCCUGCCUGUGCGGGGACACGGCCAUUCCUGCCUGCGAGUACAAGGCCGCCUACUACGACAUGAUCCGGAUAGACUCGCAGAGCAACUCCUCGCACCUCAAGGAUGAGUUCCAGACCCUGAACUCGGUCACCCCCCAGCCCCAGCCCGAGGACUGCAGCAUCGCCCUGUUGCCACGCAACCACGAGAAGAACCGCUUCAUGGACAUGCUGCCUCCGGACCGCUGCCUGCCGUUCCUCAUCACCAUCGACGGGGAGAGCAGCAACUACAUCAACGCCGCGCUCAUGGACAGCUACAGACAGCCGGCAGCCUUCAUCGUGACACAGCACCCGCUGCCCAACACCGUCAAGGACUUCUGGAGGCUGGUGUACGACUACGGCUGCACGUCCUUAGUCAUGCUCAACGAGAUCGACCUGGCACAGGGGUGCCCCCAGUACUGGCCGGAGGAGGGCAUGUUGCGCUACGGGCCGGUGCAGGUGGAGUGCAUGUCCUGCUCCAUGGACUGUGACGUCAUCAGCCGCCUCUUCAGGAUAUGUAACCUGACCAGACCCCAGGAGGGCUACCUGAUGGUGCGGCAGUUCCAGUACCUGGGGUGGGCGGGGCAUCGGGAAGUUCCCGCCUCCAAGCGCUCCUUCCUGAAGCUGAUCCUACAGGUGGACAAGUGGCAGGACGAGUGCGAGGAGGGGGAGGGGCGCACCGUGGUACACUGCCUGAAUGGUGGAGGGCGCAGUGGGAUGUUCUGUGCCAUCAGCAUCGUGUGUGAGAUGAUCAAGAGGCAGAACGUGGUGGACGUGUUUCACGCCGUCAAGACGCUGCGGAACAGCAAGCCCAACAUGGUGGACAGUCCGGACCAGUAUCGCUUCUGCUAUGACCUUGCUCUGGAGUAUAUCGAGACGUCUUGAAGAGUGGUGUUGGACGACGAGUGAGGAGGAGAGGAGAGUGUGUUGAAGAUGACGACGUCUUGAGGAGAGUAGAGUGUGUUGAAGAUGACGACUUCUUCUCUUCAUGAGUUGCCAGCAGCAGCAGCAGUGGCACUGGAGUGUGUGUGUGUGUGUGUGUGUUUGCUGAUUACGACGUCAGGAGGAUGAGGAUUGGAGUGUGUUGCUGUGCAGCGCUCCUGUCGACUUGAAGACCCCCAUCCCUGCCCCCCCACCCCCCAAUGCCUCCUGGGCCUCAAUGCUUGGCUUAUUGUUCUGUUUUAUCAUUCAUCGUUUUGGAUUUUCUUCUUAAAACAGGGCCAUGGGCUCAUGUCAUUGGAUUGAUUGUUGUUGUUGUUUUUUUGGGGUCUUUUUUGUUUUUUUUGUUUAAAAGAGAUGUAAUUGUUGUAAAUGUACUGGGCGUGUGUGUGUAUGACGUGGGUGGCUUGUAUAUGUCUGCAUUGUACUCUGCCGUGUUGAGUGGCACCGGAUCAAGUGCUGGCCACGAGGCCUUUGUUUUUUGCUUCAUGUCUUUAUGGCAUUUUUUAGAACUUUAUUGUUUUUAUCUGUUUUUUUAUUAUUUUGUGCUGUUAAUUUGUUACGUUUUGUUCAUUUUUUUUCUCCCUGAUUUGUAAAGAAAAAAAAAGAAACUAUUUUCUGUGCAGCCAUUGUAAAGAGUAAUUCCAAUGCCAGUCAGUGUAUUGCAUGCUUUUAUUCUAUAUUGCCAUCAUUGUCCACCAACGAUAUAUAAUGAUAUCUAUCUAUAUCUAUAUUGAUAUCUACGAUAUAGUUACAUCACACAUGUGAAAAGAAAAAAAAGAAACCUGCGCUCUUUAUGGAUCAAUAAGUAAAUAAAUACUGUACGUGUGCUAACGUGUAACAUUGGCUUGGUAAUGUCGGUAAUGUCGUGCACUGAUGGCUGAACUUGUUUCUGUUUUUGUUUUGUAGCAGAUAUUAUGCAGAAGCCAAAGACUUGUGUACAUAUGUCUAUAUGGAGAAGCACAUUGUUUGUAUUUAUUGUAGUUUACUUUGUUUGCAUUCCUUUUUUGAAGGCUUAAAACAAUCAUUGUCAUUCCUUUUUGUUUACGUACGCUGAAUUAAAAUGUAUACAAUAAUUGUAGCUUCUUGUUUUAUAUAGUAGUUGUUUUUUUUAUUAUUGGUUUGGAUUUUAGUCAAGAACAAUUUUUUUUAUAUAAAUUUGGUUCUGUUUCAUGUUUUGUAUCCUUCCGCCUUGACGUUGCCGUGGUAAUGAUUGUGAAUUCUACCCGCUCGAGAAAAGGUUACAACAAGGUUGCCGCGGAGACCUUAGAAGAGUUUUUUCUUUUUUUUUUUUCUUUUGAAUGUUUUGACAGAUGUGUGAGGCUCCUUGUGGAGAGCAACACUGAGAAAUGGAGUAAAGUAUACAGUAUUAGGCAUGGCACAUGUGGACUAGAAGCCAAUGAAAUGCAAUGCACAGGCAGCAAACUAACUAAAGUAAAGGCAUGUAGGUAUUGGAACUGAACGCACACCUGAACUGAAGAAGAAGAGCAAAGAAAAAUCGAAGAGCAAAGAAAUUGGUUUUAUGUGAAGUUUCAAUCAUGUCUCAUCUUUUUUCAUCAUCUGUAGUAGUUGGCUUACUGGCUGUAUCUAUAAAAUAUUAAAAAAGUAUUUGAAUUAAAAAAAAGUACUGAAAA